This is a messenger RNA of Nasonia vitripennis (jewel wasp), 10050 nucleotides long. It is a transcript of the gene Oatp74D, whose product is annotated as solute carrier organic anion transporter family member 74D. Gene Ontology annotation, molecular function: protein binding. Gene Ontology annotation, cellular component: membrane. The record is from RefSeq and is a predicted model, not a curated record. The coding region runs from base 2014 to 4275 and encodes 753 amino acids. The transcript has 15 exons. Gene Ontology annotation, biological process: transmembrane transport; sodium-independent organic anion transport. NCBI's taxonomy places the organism in Eukaryota, Metazoa, Arthropoda, Insecta, Hymenoptera, Pteromalidae.
UCCCGUAUUAUUUUAUUUUUUUGUUUUUUUUAAUAAUUUUUCAUUUCAACAAUCACUUUGAGUGUUAUUUUCAAAGAAAAAAUACUGUGAAAUUCACAGAAAUAGUAUAGUGUUAGAGAAUGUUUCUCAAGUUAAAAGGCUGUACAAUUAAAAUGACUUGUAGAUGGUCUGUCAAGCGAGAUUCCAAUGCGACGAAGAAUGCUAAAUUGCUAUUACAUGGAACUAUGUAUACACAAGAAACGUGUUUUUUGUGAUCUUAGUACACAGGAUCAACUUGCUCUUUCUUCAUUCCAACUAAUCUUUACCUUUUACAUCAAAUCUACAAGUCUUAAGUACAAAGAACAUGUACACUUUUUUCUUUUUAAAUGAAUUGCUUUGCAUUUUAAUGGCAAACUAAAUUUUCUCAAUAAUUUUUUUUUCAAUAAAUCAACCAUUUACUCAUACCAGAAAAAAGUAAGUACAAGCAAAAAACAUUCGCCGAUUCGCCCUUCAAUUUCCCGCAUCUGCGCCGUAGCGCAACCAAGUCCAUAUAUCUAUAUACAAGCACACCCGCAAUAUAUACAUAACACAGAGGUGUAUAGCGGCGACGAGUACGCACAAUCUACCCGUUUACGUUUACACAACUACUCGCUCGCGUAGUUUAUAUACGCACACAAAGUAGUCGGCGGAGUGUAGCGCACUCAGCGUCAAAUGUCGUACGAGUGUUGCGGCGACGGCCGCCUAACCGGCGAGACAUUCGGCGACGCCCUGAGCGUUGCGUUCGAUCAGCUGCGGGAACAUCAUCAUCUCCUCGUCGCCGGGCUCGUCAUCCUCGUCUCAGCCUUCAUCUCAAUCAGAGCUUUUCGAGGUUAGGACGGCGACCUUGGCGUGUGUGCGCUUUCGGUUUCGUGGAAGCUUAGCAGAAGAAGACUAUGCGUGGAGGGAUAUUCAGUGCAGUGUGUCUCGAUUCGUGCGUGCCGUAGUUUUGUGCGUCCGGAGGAAAAAACGCGACUACUCAUACAAGUAUAUCGAGUGGAGAAGAUGAGGAGACGUUGGGGAAAGGAGAAGCUUCACGGCGCCUACGACAAGGCCUGCGCUCCGGUGCGUUAGAUUUGUAAACAAUCGCGUCCGGCCGCGCGUGUGUGUGUGGAUAGGUAUGUCAAUUAUUGUAACUUGCGCAAAGUGCAAUCUUAAAUUUUCUACGAUAUAUAACUCGCUCUUUGUAAUACAACGUCCGUGAUCUUGGAAAAGCGAGAGCUUGCAAGCUCGCGGUGUGAGGGUAAAAUGUGCGACGCAGUUGUAUUCUCAACCCUUCGCUGCGUCCCCCGGCGGCAAACCGGCCCGACGAAGAACGUCGAUACGCGGCGGAUCAAAACACACAGAGCGUCUCUUUCUGCAACGAAGUCAAGUACAUCAGAUUAAACGAUAUGUAGAUCAUAAGAAGAAUAGUGAUAAUCAAGCGUGUAAAAUGGUUAUUUUUAUCAGCAACAAUCGGCCCUCUCAUAACCUCCCGAUAUUCGUUUCGACUUAAACAAAGACGAUCAUUGAAAGCAUUGCGAUUUUCAUGAGCAAGCAGCGUAUGAAGCUGUAUAUACAGAGAGCAGUACUCGUGUAUGUAACAUACAUACACAGAGUGAAUGACAGUGCAGUGGUGCAGUCGAGUGUGGUAGAGUAGUGGGGGCCGCGAGCCGGGAGCAUAGUAGCGUGUGCGUCUACUCCGUCGCCGGCGCUGCAACUGUCUGCGCCCACUGCAUUGUUGUUGUUGUUGUUGUUAUUGUUGUUGUGACGGCGUGCAGCCGCCGUUGCCGCAAGUGCAAGAGCCGGUGGGUGUUGCUUGCUAUGCAGAGCUCUCGCAGCCAGCAUGCAGGGGCGAUCCGUCGAAUUCAGGAAGGAUGAUCACGUGAAGAUCACGCAAAGUCAUCGAGGUAUAAUCCAUCUUGCGGAAUGCAGACCUCUAGCGAUUGAACUAGAGAUACGCUGCUGAAGAGGAAGAAAAAAGCUUGAUUCAAACGUCGAAUCUCAGAGAGAGAAAAAAUGGCAGGCGAGGACACGCUGACGCUGUCCAACGGUACCGUGGAGACGAUGACGAUAAUCCCGGCGAACGGGAAAAUCCAAGCCAACGGCAACGGGCUGCACAAGCAGCCGACGCAGCAGACGAACAACAACGGCUCGUUGGUGUCAAACGGCAAAGAGCUGGAGAUCGUCGCGGUGGAGAACGACAAGCUGGUCUCUUCGCUGGACGAGAAGUCCAUCUGCUUCCAGAACGACUUCGACGACGGGGACACGUGCUGCGGAUGGGGACCUCUCAGGCCGAGGUGGCUCCAGAGGUUUGCCACCAAGCAGAUGUUCCUCUUUACCUUCUGCAUCACUUGGGUGCUGCAGGGCAUGUACUACACGUACUUCGUCUCGGUGAUAACGACGAUCGAGAAGCUCUUUCAAAUCCAGUCGAAGACAACGGGCAUGAUAAUGUCGGCGACGGAGGUCGGUCAGAUCGGUUCGUCGUUACUACUGACCUACUACGGUGGACAGGGUCAUAGGCCACGGUGGAUAGCCUCGGGUAUGGUCCUCUUCGCCGUGAGCUCGUUCACCUGCUCGAUGCCGCACUUCAUCUACGGGCAGCAGCUCAUUCGACAGAACGAAUUGCUGUUCAACGGCGGAACCGUCAGCGGCCAGCUCAAUGGGACCAACGUCACCAGUCCUGUACCGGCCAAUCUGUGCAAGUUCCUCGAUAAGGUGGAAAACUCGUCCAGUAAUGGGUGGUCGAUGGCGACGGCGUCGGAGAUUCUGCGGACCGACACAGCCGAGUACUGCGAGGGCGACGACUUCCGAACGGAGCAGCGGAUCCACAGCAAGAUCAACACCGUCGUCUUCGCGAUAUUCUUCGUGUCGCUGCUCGGCGUUGGAAUGGGUCAGACAGCUGUGAAUACGCUCGGUAUACCGUAUAUCGACGACAACGUGACCAGUCGCGAGAGUCCUUUAUAUUUUUCAAUUACGAUAGGCGUUAAGAUCCUCGGACCAGCGAUGGGUUUCAUGCUGGGAUCUCUGUGUACAAGAAUCUACGCGGAUCUGUCGGUGGAUCCCCCCAUUACUCCGUCAGAUCCACGAUGGGUCGGUGCCUGGUGGCUUGGUUUGGUAUUCAUAUCCACGAUGCUGCUGAUAGUCUCCAUCGGCAUGUUCGCAUUCCCCAUGCGUCUGCCGACCAGCAGAACACCACCGAAAGUAGCCGACGCCAAGAAGCCAAGUCUCAAAGAUUUUCCAAAGGCGGUGAAGAGGCUGCUGAAGAACGACAUCCUGAUAUUCCGAACGGCCAGCAGCGUCCUGCACAUUUUGCCCAUCGCGGGCUUGUACACAUUUUUACCGAAAUACCUCGAAAGCCAAUUCCGAUUGGCUGCUCAUGAUGCUAACUUUAUCGCAGGUGUCGGAGGCAUACUGGUCAUGGGUGUGGGAAUAAUACUCAGCGGUUUCUUCAUCCUGAAGGCGAAUCUGAACGCGAGGUUCGUUGCCGGAUGGAUCGCCUUUACCGCGAUAGCUUACGCCAUUGGAAUGGGCAUACUGAUGUUCGUCGGCUGUCCGAUGAACGACUUUACCGGUCUCGUAACCAACGAGCAGGGACUGUCGCAUUUCGAGCCGAUUUGCGAGGCGACCUGCGAUUGCGACAAGAACAAGUUCAGCCCGAUCUGCGGUGCCGACGGCAGAACGUACUUUUCAGCCUGCCAUGCGGGCUGCUCGAAUUACACAGUUUUCGAGGGAAAAGUCGCGAAUUUCACCGACUGCCAGUGCAUUCCGAGGAACUUCUCAAUGCCGGAAAUGCCGGCGCAGACCGGCUACUGCCCCCUCGACUGCAAUAACUUUUACGCGUAUGUGAUCCUGUUCUCGGUCUUUGUUUUCAUCCACUCGACGAGCGAGGUCGGCUCGAUGCUGCUCAUAUUGCGAUGCGUCGAUCCACGCGACAAGGCGAUGGCCCUGGGCCUCAUACAAUUUUCCAUCGGUCUUUUUGGUAAUGUUCCGUGUCCCAUAGUGUACGGUGCAGUCGUCGACUCGGCGUGUCUCGUUUGGGAGUAUGCGUGUGGCGAACGGGGUGCUUGCUGGCUCUACGACUCCAACGUCUUCAGGAUGUUUUUCCACGGCACAACCGGUGGCAUAAUGGCGCUGGCCUUUAUAUUCGAUCUGAUAGUCUGGUACAAGGCUGGCAGCAUAAAGUUCCCAGACGAGCAGGAGAACGAGACAGGCACCGUCGAGGAGAUGGCGAAUCUCAAGACGCAAGAUGCUCAGGUUGUGGAGAAUGACUACUUGUGAGUGGCCUGAGGUCUCGUCAUCACGCUGUAAAUAAACGCGGCGACGACGCUGAAUCGUCGGCCGGCUGGGCCGUGUCAUGCACCGCUGAUCGUCUCCAGGAUGGAGUGCGUUUCAAUCUAUGGCGCAGCGAACGCAGUCUCACUGACCAAGACGCGCGAAGACAGGAUUAACAGAGUAUUUUUGAACGGGUUGACUAAUAGUUCGGACGAGCGCGACGAGUUCCAGUUGACCUCGACAUCGUUGAUUAUAAAGCGAGAUUCAAUCAGCGAGUCUAUAACUGCGUCUUGUUGUUGGAAAAUAACUCGGUGAUUCGGCCGGGCGAUCGAGAAUUCAAUCGGAUAAUAUACAUAACGGGACUGAGUUUCGUCGGUAGACGAGCAGAGCAUAGAACGGAGCAUGAAAAACGUCUAAUUUGUCGUAUAUAACAGGUGCUUUUGCUGAAUUAUUUUUCUGACAAUGAAAGUAAGCGGAGGUGCGAAACAUCUGCAUGUGUGUAAAAUAUGUAAAUAGAUAGACGGAAGCGCGGAAAAGCUCUUACUCUAUUAUAUAUUGGCGGCGAGAGGGAAAUACAUAUAUAUUUAACUUUUUAGCCGAAACAUGUCCAGCAGCGUGCGGGGAACGACGCUUGUAAGAUUUUCCAAGCCUCGCGGCGGCGGCUCUAUAGGCCGUGAGAUUGCUUUCAGAAUCGAGACUUGCGCGAUCACAAAUCAUCGAUUUUCGAUAUUUAUCCUACUGCAACGGUCUUUCUUUUCUCCAUACAAUCGAUCGGGACGUUGAUAGUUGAUUGAGACUAAAUUUUAAUUAACCGUCGAUAAUCGAUCGUUUAUAAUCGCAUACAGUCCCCAGUUUCGACGCGUUACAAGGUUCAAACAAAACAAAUAUACAAACAUACAUUGAUGAAAAUAUAGCGUCGACACAAAGAUGAUCCGAUGCGAUGCUGUGUGAUACCUCAGAAAUAACAUAAAGCAAGUAGUUUAUCAUAAAGAGAGAAAGUGAGAAAGAGAGCAUGCAAUCGUGUAUAUAUAAAUCCAUUGGGGAAAUGUAUUUUCUCGUGAAUAAGCAAGUGUAAACGUAUACAUAGGUGUAGUAUUAUAUUUAGGUGUACCGCGCGUAUAGAGGCAUGCGUGAUACGAUUUAUUCAGGAUUUUCUCGGUCAAUUUUGAAGAAUGUCUCUGCACUACUGCUGAAAAUUCUCGCUUUCGACUUUUCAAAAAUUCCGAAGAUCGACAUACCUACUGCGAAGAAUCAUAUCAGAGAAAUUGAAAAAAUACGCAUAUAAAAGUACAAAUUUAAAUGUAUGUGUAAAAUACCUACUGCCGUUAAUUCUUUUUUGUUUUGCAUUUGAUGAUGAAUUUUCGAGAAUUUUCAAGCGGCAGUGCAUUCGUUCGAUCGCGUAUAAGAAUUCAAUAGAGAGUUAUCGCUAUAAAGACAUCUAAAUUUUCAUUCAAAUCUAUAUGACUGUUACAUUUAAGUUUUACAUCUCAAACAACGACCUAUCAUUUUUUUAACGUCUUGCAUUUUUCGGUAUAUUUCGUUCGUUUUAUUACUCGCGACCGUCCGUGUAAACUAAACUACUAAAGGUACGGAUACGUUCCGUGACAGGUAACAAGGGUUACUUACUGAUAUAUGAAAAGAUUCUUUGAAAUUAAAAAGUUAAAAUUCAGGAUUUGACGUUCAAUAACUGUACUAUAAAUUUCAUUAAAUUAAAUCGACAAACAUUAAAUAGUACAAACGAUAUAACGUAAAUAUCAAAUUUACUUUCAACAUAUAACAAAUUGUUAAUUGCUACUGAAUUUUGGUUUCUUAGUUUUAUCAAACUUUGUUAAAAUAAUGUCGAAAAAGAAAUCACUCUUGUUAUAACAAAAUACCUUACCUAAUUUAGUGUAUCGCAUGAGAUAGAUACUUCAUUAUCAGUCUUUCUAAGGAAGAAAGCAGUGAUGAUGAUGAAGGUCAAUAAGACAUAUUUUUAGACGAUUUGAUGAAACAAAAUGAAUAGAAAAUAGCUUAAAAAAUGAAGAUCACGACUAAAUAUUUAAAUAAUUGCUGACGACGAGAACAUCGAUGAAUUAACAUCCGAGCACGGUGUUCUGAAAGAGUCUAGAUUAAUGGUAUAAGGUUAUAAAAAGUGGGAACUAAAGAAUUGUAUUUUAAUAUUGCAUACUUUAUAUGCGACACGAAUUCGUCGAUGUAACAACGGCAACAAAGUUUUAUCAUUAUGCUUCUAACGCAGUUUUUAUUUCAUAUUUUAUUUUGGAUAAUUUUUUAAGGUAUUAUAAAAGGAUAGAAACGGAUACUCGCAUACGGUUUUUAAUAUUCUCAUUUGCGUUGUUGUAUCGGCGAAUGUGCAAAAGGUAUAUGGUUUUUAUUUAAUGAUUAAUGUUUUGUCGAAAGAAUGUCUUUGAAAAUUGUGUGCUAUAUUGCUGUAACAGAUUUCUACUUUGAAAUUUCAAAAAAUUUGCAAUAUCGAGAUGAAAAUUGUUUUUAAAAUUGUAAUAUUCGUCUGUGAAAUUGUACAUAUGUUAAAAUUGAUACACGUAGCCAUGUUGUUUAGAAAUUUUUGUUCAGCCAUAUACCUUCAAAAAAAUUUUUUUUCUAAAAUUGUAGGUAACAUUAGAAUCGAGUAAAUGAUAAAUCAUUGGUAUCGUCAGCCUGAUUGUGGAAAAAUAAAAAAGAUUGCAUGUUGCUAAUCGUACAAAAAAAGCGUUGCAUGUGAUUGACAAAUUUCUUUCUUAAUUAAUCAGUUUACAAUGAAUAAUAAAACAUAGCGAUAAUUUUCACUUUUAAAUAAAAGUUACGGCUAUCAAAUUAUAAAUAUAAAUCUUAUAACGUCGUAUAAUAUACAGGCUGCAAAAAUCAUUAACGAAGUAAAUAUAAUGAAAAGAACAAUAUUUUUACAAAUUCAAUCUAGAUUAUUACUUCUUUAAUCAUCGAUCCGUAGUAAAAAUUAAAACGAUCUAGAGAUCAGCACUGUGGAGUGUUAUUUUUCUCACUGCACGAGGUAUACUUAGAAGGCAUUUGUUCAAAUAUUAAAUCUAAAGAAAAAAUAUUUAACUCGAAAUUUGUCGUUUAUUCUCCAGUGUAAAAUUAUGUUUUAAAAAAUAAUAAUCGAUCGUUAAUCGUAUGCAUUUAGGAUAAGGUAACGUUAAUUUUUUAGAAAUGAUUUCGAUGCGUUCAAAAGUGCUUGUGAAGAAUAUAUCGUUAAAACUAACACUAAUCUACUCUGAACUUAAUGAAUUUAAAUUCGGGAAAAGAAAGCCAAGGUUAAUUCAACAUUCUUUCAUUUCAAAUUAUUGCAAUACAAUUGGUAUGAUAUACAAUGAAACUAGAUUUUGUUGGUUUUAAUGCGAUACAUUUUUAGGCACUUUUAUGAAUCGUAUUUUUGUAUCGUAACUAAGAAUUAGGAAGUGUAUCUAAAUGCUUCGACGAUUGAAGAUAAACGACAGCUAUACAAAAACAUAUAUUCAGAUUUUGAUGCGCGAUAUGACGAAUAGAAAAGAAAAGGAAAAAUUCAAUGGUAUUUUUUCGAAUGAAAUAUAAAUCCAAAACAUUCUCGUGAUUCUCAGUAGUUUAUAGAGGUCGAAAGUAUAUAUUUUUCUUGCUGAUACAUGUAUUGACGAUCCUUUGAAUUGUUCAAUUGUGACGCGAUUGCAAGGAUGAAGAUAAUAUAAUAAAUAUAAGAUGGAUUUCACGAACUAAUAGAAUUAAUUGUAGAUAGGAAAUACACAAAUGUACAAUAGACGAAAUAUUUUUUGUUGUUGACCGUUUUCAACGAAAUUCCAAUGCAAAUUUUCCUAAGGUAUUUGAGCACUUCUAAGAGUUGAAUAUAAAAACAGAUGUUAACUUACAAGCACGACAGCUAAAUAGAUUAUUUAUAAAUAACGAUAACAAUAAUAUUAAAUAUAAUAGAAAAUAAAAUAUGAAUAAUAACACUAAAUGAAAUAAAUUUUUAAAUGUUGAAAGUUAUGGCAAAUACCUUAGGAAAUAUUGAAAAAAUAAAUGAAAAUAAUAAAUUAUAAUAGUAAAAGAUUAAUAUUUUCAAGACACGCGUCACAUGAAUCUCGAAAACUAACAGAUAUAUAAGCAUUUUUUAAGUGGAUUUCCAAGCUCAAUACCCUGAGUCAACUUUCCGUUUUAAAUAUAUUAAUCUCACCACAUUUACAUCACUUUAUUUGUGAAUUAAUAAGUCAAGUGCUUGUUAGAUAUCACUUGACAAGUAUAUUUUGUUUUAAUUUAUGGGACAGUCGUCGAACGAACGAUAAAUGCUAGUCUACGAACUUGGAUGUAAUUGCAUACGAUUUAAAAGUGAGCCCAAGAAAGAAAGAGAGAAUAGCGGCGUGUGAAUGCUGAUGUGUGGAAUAAAAUGGAGUGAUCAUACGUUUGCCAUCUUAUAAGUAAAUACAAAGCUGUAUUUGUAAUUUAUUAUAAAAUAUUACGUUACAUUAUCUUAAUUUAAGACCUAUUGUUAUUAUUUUAUUAUUAUCUUAUUACGGUACUUUUAAUCAUCAUCAAUACUAUUAUUGGUUAUGUUUAUACAGCGUAGUGACGUUGGUAAUUUUCGUUGCUUCAUAUGUCGAGAAAAAAAAUUGAAACCACCCCUUUUAAAGUAACUUUACAAAUGUAUAAAGGGGUCUUUGAAUAAGACUAAUCUUCGACGUCUAUUUAUAGAAUCGAAGCUUAUUGAAAGGAAGGCUCAGGAUUUUUACGCUCCGUAAAGGUUAAUUAACUAUUUCCGGUAAUUGUUAUUCGUGCCCAACAAAUGCCAUCACAUUUUAAAUAUUAAAUAAGGUAUGUUUUAUUUGUAUAUGCAAAUAAUGAAAUCCUUGAUUUUUAUCUGUUAUAAAGGUAUAGAUAUACGUAAAUUGUAAAGUAUGUCAUCUGUCGUGCUUGUAUGCGUCUUUUUAUGUGUAAAUGUAGCGUCGAAUUCUCGAGAACCUCGUGAUAAGAUUAUUCAAGCGAAUAUAACGAAAAAAAUUACACACAGUGCAAAAGCGACAAGAUAAUUUUUAUUUGUAGGAAAAACCUAGCUUUUUAAUUUUUAGCCCUAUACGUUUGUACAUUACGUUAUAUACAAGGCGGUACUAAGUGCAUUGAAAACUCUAAAACAUUUGCAAUUGUACGAUUUAACAUCGAGGUUUGUCUUGCCGCAUUUAUUUCUUCAUGAAAAAAAAACGAUAACUCGAAGAGUAGCUUUUUGCGCCAAAAGCUGUAAUUUGCGAGAAAAAAGAUUCUAAAAGCUCGAGGGCAGAUACGAUUAUUUGUGAAAUUUCUUAAAUUAGAAACUACAUUUACUGUAAUGUAAUACCUCGAAUACGUUUUAUACUAAUGUUUAAUUAACCCUCGGAUUAUCGAUAUAAUAGUAGUUAUGUACAUAAUAUAUUCACUGUUUUUAACGGCCUACACAAAAAAGCGUCUUUUUACAAGCUAAUGAGCUUUUGACACUAUAUAUGCGUUUUAUAUAUGCAUUUUUCUAACAAACAAGACGAAACGACAGCUUGUUUGUUUUUAAAGAAUUUUUGUAUUUCAAAAUACUGCCAUGAGAACCUACAAAGUUUUCAGAAUUUCUUACUGUAGAUUUCCGUAUGUGAUUUACAUUGACACGAUACUACCGUAAUGACAUUUCCUUUUGAUAAUCAGAGGGUUAAGACUGAUUUCUGCAAAGCGCAUAAAGCCGACCAGUGUAUUUUGUAAUUACAUCCUUGAUAUUGUUUAUAAUUUUUAUGAUUAACAAACGCAAAUUUGUUUUUAAUAAAAGGCAAGUGCCAUAAUUUCAAAAUA